CUGUUGUCCUUAACAGGCACCCUAGAUAUUAAGGAGAGCAAGAACAUUGCCUCUCUGCACACCCAGAUCACGGCCUGCGAUGCUGUGCUGGAGCGCAUGGAGGCCAUGCUGAGCUCCUUCCAGUCCGACCUGAGCAGCAUCAGCUGUGAGAUCCAGACGCUGCAGGAGCAGUCGGUCGCCAUGAACAUCCGGCUGCGCAACCGCCAGGCCGUCCGCGGCCGCCUCUCCCAGCUGGUGGAUGAACUGAUGGUGCCCAACGUCAUGAUCAGCACCAUCCUGGAGACGCCGGUGACUGACCAGGCCUUCCUGGAGCAGCUGCAUGAGCUGAACAACAAGAUCAACGCCGUCAAAGAGCAGGCCUUCCGCGAGACCAUGGCCUGCACGGACGUGGCCGACAUCCUGGACAAGCUGAAGGCCAAGGCGGUGGCCAAGAUCCGAGAGUUCAUCCUGCAGAAAGUCGUCUCCUUCCGCAAACCCAUGACCAACUACCAGAUCCCCCAGAAUGCCCUGCUCAAGUACAGGUUUUUCUACCAGUUCCUGCUGGGCCAUGAGAGGGUCAUCGCCAAGGAGGUGCGGGACGACUAUGUGGACACCAUGAGUAAGAUCUACCUCAGCUACUUCAAGUCCUACACCAACCGCCUGAUGAAGCUCCAGUACGAGGAGGUGGCUGAGAAGGAUGACCUGAUGGGGGUGGAAGACACCGGCAAGAAGGGCUUCUUCUCUAAGCCGUCCCUCCGCAGCCGGAACACCAUCUUCACUUUGGGGAACCGGGGGAACGUGAUCAGCAGCGCCGAGCUCGAAGGGCCUAUCAUCGUCCCCCACUCGGCGCAGAAGAGCGACGUCCGAUAUCCCUUCGAGUCUCUCUUCCGGAGCCAGCACUAUGCCCUGCUGGACAACAGCUGCCGCGAAUACCUCUUCCUCUGCGACUUCUUCCUGGUGGCCGGCAGCCCCGCCCUGGACCUCUUCAACGCCGUCAUGGGCAAGACCCUCGCCAUGUUCCUCAAGCACAUGGAUGCCUACGUGAGCGACUGCUACGAUAGCAUUGCCGUCUUCCUCUGCAUCCACAUCGUCCUUCGCUUCAAGGCUCUCGUGGCCAAGCGCAACGUCCCGGCCAUCGACAAGUACUGGGACACACUGCUGGAGCUGCUCUGGCCGCGAUUUGAGUACAUCCUGGAGCUGAACAUCCAUAGCAUCCAGAGCACGGACCCCCAGAAGCUGGGCUUCCUGGACACGCGGCCCCACUACAUCACCCGGCGCUACGCAGAGUUCUCCUCGGCCAUCGUCAGCAUCAACCAGACCUUCCCCCACGAGAGGACUUUGGCCCUGUUGGGGCAGCUCCAGACCGAAGUGGAGAACUUUGUCCUGCGUGUGGCGGCCGAAUUCUCCUCCCGCACCGAGCAGCUCAUCUUCCUCAUCAACAACUACGACAUGAUGCUCGGCGUCCUGAUGGAGCGAGCGGUGGAGGAGAGCAAAGAGGUGGAGGGAUUCCAGCAGCUGCUGAAUGCCCGGACACAGGAGUUCAUUGAGGAGCUCCUGGCCCCGGGGUUCGGGGGCAUGAUCGCCUUCGUGAAGGAGGUGGAGGGGCUGGCUGAGCGGGGCCAGCUGGAGCGCCUGCGAGGAGAGGAAGCCCGGGUGACGCAGCUGGUGCGCGGCUUUGCCGCCACCUGGAAGGCCUCAGUGGAGACUCUCAGCCAGGACGUGAUGCGCUCCUUCACCAACUUCAAGAACGGGACCACCAUCAUCCAGGGGGCGCUGACGCAGCUGAUCCAGUACUACCACCGCUUCCACAAGGUCCUUGCACUGCCCCCCCUCAAGUCGCUGCCCAUCCGCUCAGAGCUGAUCAACAUCCACCACCUGAUGGUUGAGGUGAAGAAGCACCGGCCCAACUUCUGAGGGUGGAGCCCCCAUCCUCAGCCUCCCCUCCCCUUGUACAGUCCCGUGAAUAAAUUAUCUUUUGACUCAAGCGGCCUCCCUGGAACUGAGUGGGGAGUGGGGGCAACUGGAAUUGGAGGCCAGACUCACCCACACUUCCCCACCCCCCACCCCCGCCCCCCCUUCCCGUACCAUCACCAAGGGAGCAGCUUGCUGGUCGCUUCUCUUGUUCAGGCUUUAUGAGUGUGUUUCACACUAGCUGGAGAAGUAGACCUCGAAUUGAGCCCAACACCUCUGUUGCUAAGUGAGCUGGUUGUUAAGUGAGUUUUGUCCCAUUGGAUGACUUUUCCUGCCACGUUUCUUAAGUGAAUCACUGCCAUGAUUAAAAUUAGUAAUACGGUUGUAAACUGAAUCUGGUUUCCCCAUUAACGAUGCUUGUCGGAAGGUUGCAAAAGGGGAUCGGGCGACCCCGGGACACUCCAGCUGUCAUAAAUAAGAAUCGCCCAGUGGCUGAAUUUGGAUUGCGUGACCAUGGGGAGGCCGUAACAGUUGUAAGUGUCAAAAACAGACAUGCCCCUUGUUUCAACGGUCACUAAAUGAACUGCAGUUAAAUUGAAGACUGCCUGCCGUUCUCUAAAGAAGUAAACAGGUGUUUGUCCCUGUGUUUGUGUGUGAAUGCAGUGACUGACAAAACUGACCCAGGUUAGCAUGCUGACAGAUGUGUGACAUUACAAUUUUUGGGUACCAGAUGCAGGCAAUCCUCCAUGUACAAUCACAAUUGGGACUGGCAAAUCCAUUGUCAGGCCAUGCAGUGAGGCAUCACACACCACCAUUUGCCAUCUUUUCCACUGGCUUCCCCACUGGGUUUCCCUCUGGCUUCCCCACUGCGUUUCCCUCUGGCUUCCCCACUGGGUUUUCCUCUGGCUUCCCCACUGCGUUUCCCUCUGGCUUCCCCACUGCGUUUCUCUCUGGCUCCCCCACUAUGUUUCCCGCAGGCUUCCCCAUUGUGGAAAGCCAGCUGAGAAAGCUGCAAAUGGCGAUCAGGAGACACAGUGCUCACAAAUGCCAAGCUAGGCACCCAGAUUGUGAUCACACAACUGCGAUGAGGGUGUUUCACUGGUCAUAACUCUGAGAACUGGUUGUAAGUCACUCUUUUCAGCACUGUCCCGUUAGUCGCUAAACAAACGGCCAUAAGUUAGGACCAACUGCAUUCCUACCCAGAGAGAUUUUGAGAAGACCCUGAAUACAACAUGCAGCUGGAACUCCCCGCCCCAGAUAUGAUACUGGCUUCCUUUUGCUGGCUUUGCCUCCCUCCCUUCUCCCACAACAACAGCUGUGGUCCGACAGCCACACAACCUGCAAGCAGAAACUCUGCUGCUAAAACUCUGGGGAUGCAACCUACGUCCCACAAAGUACCCACAACUGUUUUUCCCGGAGGUCGACAGCCUGCAGGGAGGAAGGAUGCCAUGUUGGCUCAGGAAGGUAGUUUGUGUGCUCGCACAAAUGUUUGUGGUAUGUUCCUCCCUAUGUUUGUGGUGCAUUCCAAGCCAGGGAAAACACCCUACGUUUUGGUACGUUCCAAGCCAGGGGUGCUCAACCUUGGCCACUUUUAAGACUUGGGGACUUCGACUCCCAGAAUUCCCCAGUCCCCAAGUCUUAAAGUGGCCAAGGUUGAGCACACCUGAUGGUGGGAUCAACCUGGGCAGGUGGGAAAGCAUCAACCAAUGGGCUGUGUUGAUCUUGUCCUGUUGGCAGGAACUGUCUCUUUUGGAAACCCACAAGUGGUGCAAGGGGGGGUGCACCUGUCAUUGAGGGACCCUCCCUUUAAAACAGGGAAAGAGGAGGUGGGAUCACAAGACAGACCCCCCACCACCAAAAAAAAUCAGCAAAACGAUCUUCCAAGGUGCCCCAUGUCCUCCCACAGCUCCUUCCGCCCGGUUGUUGCCGUACGGACACGCACUUCCUGGCCAAGAGAAAAUUCAAUCGAGUUGCUUUACAUUUCCCGCACCCAGAAGUGAGAUCUCAAACUUACCUACCCCCGCCCCGACACACAGCCAUUUCCAAGAUUUCAAAUUUGCAGCAAGGGGGGAAAAAAACACACGUUCUUUUUAAUAUGGAUUCCAUUAAAUAAUA
Notechis scutatus (mainland tiger snake) is the source of this 4005-nucleotide messenger RNA. The record is from RefSeq and is a predicted model, not a curated record. Lineage: Eukaryota; Metazoa; Chordata; Lepidosauria; Squamata; Elapidae.